CUAAAUUGGAAUACGUUUGAGAGAUAGUUGAACAUUUGACCAUGAUGUCCAAUUCCCCAACCACGGGAUUUGCGCUCCUUUUAGUUACUGGAUAUAUUGGAACCGUACUAGCGGCGCCGCCGACGGUGAACGACCUGCCUCGCAACAUUUACGUCGGCAAUCUGGAGACCCAGGAGCGGUACCUGUACACUCUCAACGUAACCGACCCCGACGCGGACGCCUUCGCCUGUUCCCACACCAUCACGUAUAACGACUCCAUCAGCACAAACAGAGAGUUUGUUCUGCGAGAGGAUACCACUACCAAAGAAUGGAAGUUUUAUAUUCGGGCGGGCGCUCUGCCAAGCCCAGACAACACAAAACCCUACAUCAACACCAUAGAAUGCACGGACUCGAACUCCGGUAGUAGUGGAAGGUACAACAUUACCGUCCGUGCGGUGCAUGACGAGUUACUUACCCUGCCGAACAUUGCUGGUACUGCAAACGCCUUAAAGAUCGACGCCAUUUCAACGCUAAAAGGCAAAACGCUCAAGACGGCGAGCGCAAACAGUCGUGGGGGAAAUUUAGUGGAAUAUAGCCUUGUCAGCGAUCCCUCCUUUUCACCAGAAUUCUUCACAAUCGAUUCAAGUAAUGGGGUCAUCAAGGCCAACAGGGACUUCAAGUAUCUGGACUCGAGAUACCCCACAGUUUACCUGACGAUCAAGGCACACGACACUGUGGACUCAAUAGACGUCUACGAAACACAGAUCGUCCAACUCACAAACCAGAACACCGUGCCUCGGAUCGUCAACCUUGAUCCUGGCCUGGCGGACUCCCAGCUCGAGUCGCUGGCCCUAGGGUCCGUCCUAAUGACCUUGACAACCGAGGACCCGGACGCUUCGACGACUCUCACAUACGCCUUCUCCUGUGUACCUCCAGACGGCAAGAACACGUUCACCAUCGACACCAACGGCAACGUGAAGCUCGCUCAGGCGCUAGAUUACGAGACCGUGAAGACGUACACGUGUGGGUUUAACGUCAGCGACGGCACGGCCACGGGAGGUCCGUUCAUGUACACGUUGACGGUGCAGGACGCCAAUGAGGCCCCCUACUUCUCUGACACCAUGUACUACGCGACGACGUCGGAAGGCGCCGCCGGAAGUGUGUCCUUUGACCCGAGUUUCUCGUGCUCAGACCAGGACGUUACGGAUGUAUCGAAACUGACGUACGCGUUCAAGGCAGCGAAUAACAGCAACAGGUUUGCCAUCAACACCGCCGGUGUCAUGACGUUUAAGGAAAACUAUGACGUCGAUAAAAACGCUAUGCCUUCAAGCGUCGUGUUGACGGUGUUCUGCGUCGACGCAGGAGGAACCACUGGCGUCAAGAAAACCGGGUCUACACAGGUCACCAUCACGAUUGCAGUUCCCUGCUAGUGACGGACGCGGAUAGCGGAACCAAUGCGGACGUGUCCUGUUCCGGCGCAUCCGGUUCGUCCUCAUCCGCCUACUACACAAUCGGCGCGGACUGCAACAUCUACUUGUCAAAGUCGCCAGACUUCGCAACCGGAACCAC
Dreissena polymorpha is the source of this 1548-nucleotide messenger RNA. Its product is annotated as cadherin-1-like. The transcript is spliced from 10 exons. Bases 42 to 1409 code for a protein of 455 amino acids. NCBI's taxonomy places the organism in Eukaryota, Metazoa, Mollusca, Bivalvia, Myida, Dreissenidae. Gene Ontology annotation, biological process: homophilic cell-cell adhesion. Gene Ontology annotation, molecular function: cadherin binding; calcium ion binding. Gene Ontology annotation, cellular component: membrane; catenin complex. The record is from RefSeq and is a predicted model, not a curated record.